ACGUUCUUAAACCCUAGAAACCCCCAUUCUCUCUCUCUCUCUCUCUCUCUCAACAAAGCAGCAGAGAAGCGGUGUGUUUUGUGGGUAAACGAUGCUUGUGUUGUUCGAAACCCCUGCGGGCUUUGCCCUUUUCAAAGUAUUGGAUGAAGGAAAACUCUCCAAAGUUGAGGACUUGUGGAAGGAGUUCUCCACAGCUGAGUCUUCAAGACAGAUUGUGAAGCUAAAAGCUUUCUCCAAGUUUGAGAACACAUCUGAAGCUUUGUCAGCAGCCACCUUGUUGAUAGAUAGCAAGCCUAGCAAAGGUCUGCGCAAGUUUUUGCGUGCUCAUUGUGAUGGUGAAACAUUAGCUGUAGCUGAUUCUAAACUUGGAAAUGCAAUUAAGGAGAAAUUGCAAAUUGAAUGUGUUCACAACAACACUGUCAUGGAACUGAUGAGAGGAGUGAGAAGCCAAUUGACGGAACUCAUAUCUGGCCUGGCUGUUCAGGAUUUGGCCCCAAUGAGCUUGGGUUUAUCUCACAGCCUAUCUAGAUACAAGUUGAAAUUUAGUCCUGAUAAGGUGGAUACAAUGAUCAUUCAGGCAAUCGGUUUGUUGGAUGAUCUUGACAAAGAACUUAAUACAUAUGCAAUGAGGGUUCGAGAAUGGUAUGGUUGGCAUUUCCCAGAGCUCGCAAAGAUUGUACAAGAUAACAUUCUUUAUGCCAAGGUAGUGAAGAUGAUGGGCGACCGUACAAAUGCUUCCAAGCUUGAUUUCUCUGAGAUAUUGCCAGAAGAGGUUGAAACAGAGCUGAAAGAAGCAGCCAUGAUUUCCAUGGGAACUGAAGUUAGUGACCUUGAUUUGAUGAAUAUCAAAGACUUGUGUGACCAAGUUCUGUCUCUUGCUGAGUAUAGAGCCCAGCUGUAUGACUAUUUAAAGAGUAGGAUGAACACCAUUGCCCCAAAUCUAACUGCUCUUGUUGGAGAACUUGUUGGUGCUCGCCUCAUUGCCCAUGGUGGCAGCUUGAUAAAUCUUGCAAAACAACCCGGAAGCACAGUUCAGAUUCUUGGUGCCGAAAAGGCUCUUUUCCGAGCCCUGAAGACAAAACAUGCAACUCCUAAAUAUGGGCUUAUCUACCAUGCAUCUUUAAUUGGUCAGGCAGCACCGAAACAUAAAGGAAAGAUUGCACGAUCACUUGCUGCCAAAACUGCUUUGGCUAUUCGAUAUGAUGCUCUGGGAGAGAGUCAAGAUAACACUAUGGGAUUGGAGAAUCGAGUUAAGCUUGAAGCACGAUUGAGGAGUCUGGAAGGCAGAGAACUGGGCCGUUCUGCUGGAUCAGCUAAGGGCAAACCUAAGAUAGAAUUCUAUGAUAAGGACCGUAAAAAGGGAGGAGGAGCAAUGAUAACCACUGCCAAGGUCUACAAUCCUUCAGCUGAUUCUGUACUUGGGCGGACAGAAUCAGAACUGACUCAAACUGAGGAAGCAGUAGAGGAGGCUCCUGUUGUUGAUGGAGAGAAGAAAGAGAAGAAGAAAAAGAAGAAGAAGAUGGUUGAUGCAGAGGACAAUGAGGAGGAGGUUGGUGCAGAACCAGAAAACGAGGAGGUAGGGAAAAAAGAGAAGAAGAAAAAGAAGAAACAUUCGGAUGAGAACGCUGAGAAUGAUGACGAAAUUGUUGGAGAGAAGAAGAAAAAGAAGAGAAAACAUGCGGAAGCUGAGGAAGGAGAAACUGAAACUCCAAGCAAGAAGGAUAAAAAGAAGAAGAAGAAGAGAAGCGAAGAUUGAGAAGUUAAAGUUGAUGUGCGAAUUGGAAACCUAACAAUUUUGAGCAUUGUAGGCAGCGGGUGAGUGUUUUUAUUUGUACAAUUUGUGCUUUUUUGUUGGGUUGUUCAUUUGUUUCAUGUGGAUCUUGAAGUUACUUCUAAUGUAUUUUUGAGUUUAUUGGAGAUGUUGCUAGUUGUUGGUUCAAUGGAGGGCAUAUCACUUCAAGUGGAUAUGGCAAAUAUAGAUGAUUGCAGUACAUGUCCAAGUGAACUAGGAAUGUUACUGUGAAUGCCUUUCCCACAUUAGCUCUGUUAUUCAAAUGGAUCCAUUUAUAAUAUAUGAUGAUCUACCUAUACCU
Messenger RNA from Camellia sinensis, 2093 nucleotides. RefSeq names its product putative nucleolar protein 5-2. The record is from RefSeq and is a predicted model, not a curated record. NCBI's taxonomy places the organism in Eukaryota, Viridiplantae, Streptophyta, Magnoliopsida, Ericales, Theaceae. Gene Ontology annotation, molecular function: snoRNA binding. Gene Ontology annotation, cellular component: box C/D methylation guide snoRNP complex; small-subunit processome.